Messenger RNA from Colletotrichum scovillei, 893 nucleotides. RefSeq lists its product as uncharacterized. Lineage: Eukaryota; Fungi; Ascomycota; Sordariomycetes; Glomerellales; Glomerellaceae. The record is from RefSeq and is a predicted model, not a curated record. Bases 1 to 801 code for a protein of 266 amino acids. The transcript has 4 exons.
AUGAUAAAAGGUGGCCGGAUGCCGCCUUUCAUAUUCCCACCCUGCGCUAUCGACGGAUCGGAGUCAAUAGCUGGAUGUUGUGGCAAGGAGCUUCACCAGUGUCUUCCAGAACCACUAGCCAUAUGUUGCAACCUCGUUCAAAGUUUCUAUCAGAGGACUCCGGGAAGCGCGGCUUUUGUUUGGAGGAGUAUAUACAGUGAAGUAGGCAGGAUCAGGCAAGAGCAUUCUUCUUAUAAUAGCGAACAGAUGUUACACGCUCUUCAAGCCGUGGUGAUAUAUCUGCUGCUUCAAGCCAAUGACCUGCAAUCGAUACAGGAAAGCAACAUCAAAUCGCUACUAGUAGUGCCCAAUCUGCUAGCCCGAUCGCUGCACCUGUCCCUAGAUUACGAAGUCGACCUGACUAAGAAGCUCACUUUAGACCGUCGAGGCUGGGUUCUCCGUGAGAGUGCCAGGAGGACAAUCUGCCUUCUAUUUGGCAUUGAGCUUUUGGUGGACGUGGACCUGAACGCCGAGGAACCGUCAGAGUGCGGUGGUUAUAGUCUCCUGCCGCUGCCCUCAGGCAGAGACUUGUGGGAAACAGUGUCCUGUGACGAGUGGCGUGCACGAUAUAGGAGACUACGAGCCGAGUCGUGCGAUGAAAAGGUUCUGAGCAUUCAGGAUCUCCGAAAGGCUAGACGGGCUUUGGGGGCGGACUCUGAGGAUCGAGGCCAGGAGGAUCAGCUGGUAGCCCAAGUCGCAAAGUGGUGCGAGGGGCUAGACGAAUUCGGGAUGAUGGUCUGGAUGGCUGUCAUGCUCGAGUGAUGACAUGCAUGAGAGCAUGGCAUCGUACGAGAGAGCUCGUGUUUCGAAACGAUGAUGUAUUAGUUGAUACACUCAAGGUUGAGUUACCCAGA